AAUUUGACGUAUCGAAUCAAGUAAAUCUCCGAUUGUGUGCGAUUAGGCGUUUUGCUUCUCCGAUGUCAAUCCCACCGUCUUCAGGUUCUUCUUCUUCAUCUUCCUCGUCUCAAUAUACAUACGCAGCUAAUUCUUACUAUUCCGCGCCGUACCAGCCUCCUCCACAGCCCUACGUGACGCCUUCGCCUGCUGUUCCGGCGCCGGUAGCUUCCAUUCCCGGAGCCACGGUCUAUCCGCAGCCUGCUGGACCGCUUCCUGCCGUCUACGCUUAUCCUCAGUACCAACAGGCUCAUCAAUUGUUCCAAAGAGAUGCACAAACCAUCACACCAGAAGCUCUUGAGAAUGUGAAAGCUGCUUUGGCAAGUAGUGAAACCGAACACAAAGCAGAAACUAAAAAGAGAGCCAUUCCUCGUAAAGCUGCUGGACAGUCUUGGGAGGAUCCUACUCUUUCAGAGUGGCCAGAAAAUGACUAUCGAUUGUUCUGUGGUGAUCUUGGGAAUGAGGUGAAUGAUGAUGUUCUUUCCAAAGCGUUUGCUCGAUUCCCCACCUUCAAUAUGGCCAAGGUCAUUAGAGAUAAGCGGACUGGAAAAACCAAAGGUUAUGGGUUUGUGAGUUUCUCAAAUCCUGCGGAUCUAGCUGCAGCCCUAAAAGAAAUGAAUGGUAAGUAUGUCGGAAACCGUCCGAUAAAACUAAGAAAAAGCAGCUGGAAAGAGAGAACGGACCAGGAGGCUGCUGAAAGACAAAAGCAUCACAGCAAUAAGAAGCAAAAGACAGUGAAGAAGAGCAUACUUCACAAGUGAUGGAUCCAUGGCAUUCCCGAGGGCUUACAUGAAAAGUGAGAAAAACAAAACAAAGCAUAAUAGGCUUCGAGCACAAUAUAUCCCCUAUGCAUCUUUUUUUUUCUCAACGAGUUUUAUAAGUUUGAUAUAUUGGUUCAACAACAGAAUACCUCAUGAAAGUUGUAGCCUCACAACUUGGUAAAUUUAGUAGUAGUAGCCGUUCCCUUUUUUUAAGCA
Capsella rubella is the source of this 1016-nucleotide messenger RNA. Its product is annotated as RNA-binding protein 42. The record is from RefSeq and is a predicted model, not a curated record. Bases 63 to 800 code for a protein of 245 amino acids. The transcript is spliced from 6 exons. Gene Ontology annotation, molecular function: mRNA binding. Lineage: Eukaryota; Viridiplantae; Streptophyta; Magnoliopsida; Brassicales; Brassicaceae.